CUCUCACGAAAUUCAAAUGCCAUUUCGAAAUACGGUUAUCUUGACAAUAAAAAUCGUAAAAUAAAAUAUUAAUAAGAAUUUUUAUUAAAUCAGUAUUGCAUCAAGUUUAUUUAUAAACUCCAGAAAUAAAGAGAAAAGAGUGUAAAUUUAGGAAGGGACUAUUUUGUGGCGAGUCGGCGUACCGCGUACCGCGAGACGUCGGCGGAACGGAAUUGGAACGCGAGUUGUUUACGUGCUUUGUAACAGUGUCCAGUGCCCUGCCCAAGUGCUUUUCGUGUCGAAUGCGUGUGCUUUUCCACGAUAUUUUCAGUCACAUCUCAAACAAGUGUUUCGCUUAAUGGAUUUCGCGUCGGCAGAUUGAAAAGGUGGCCGAAGGUCAGGGAAACCUAAAAAUCAGUCAAAAGUCCAGGAUAUUGAAAAAAUUGAAAACUCCAAGGAAUUUCGGUAUAGAUGACUCAUACAGUGGAUUAUUUUCUAUUUCAGAAUAGAAUUUGAUAAUCGUUUUGCCUCAGAGCUGAAAUAUGCCGGAGGAGCGUAAACCAAGUUUGGGGGUGGCGGAGGUGACUACUGAAAAUGGAAAUGGGACCACUUCACCUAAUAAGAGUCCCGUCAACAGAGGGAAAAUUGCAGUGGCAAAGAUUACUUUGCUUGACGGCACGGUCAAGGAUUUUCCGAUUGAAAGAAAAGCAAAGGGCCAAGAGCUCCUGGACAAAAUAUGUCAAAGCAUGAACCUCCUAGAAAAGGACUACUUCGGCCUUAUUUACGAGGACAAACACGACCCGAGGAAUUGGCUCGACCUUGACAGGAGGAUUUCCAAAUUCCUGAAAAAUGAUCCGUGGAAAUUUAACUUCGAAGUUAAAUUCUACCCACCGGAUCCAUCACAGCUGCAGGAAGACAUCACCCGAUAUCAACUGUGUCUUCAAAUUAGAAAUGAUAUCAUGACUGGACGCUUGCCGUGUUCUUUUGUCACCCAUGCUCUCUUAGGAUCCUAUUUGGUACAAUCUGAAUUGGGCGAUUAUGAUCCGGAUGAACAUGGCAGGACUUACUUGAAAGAUUUCAAAUUUGCGCCGAAACAAACACCUGAGCUAGUCGAAAAAGUGAUGGAUCUUCACAAAACUCACAAGGGUCAAACACCAGCGGAAGCGGAACUCCAUUACCUCGAAAACGCAAAAAAAUUGGCCAUGUAUGGCGUGGAUCUUCAUCCAGCAAAGGAUUCCGAAGGUGUGGAUAUAAUGUUGGGAGUUUGUUCCUCGGGACUCCUCGUCUUCAGAGACAAACUCAGAAUAAACAGGUUCGCUUGGCCAAAAAUCCUCAAGAUCUCCUACAAAAGACACAAUUUCUACCUGAAGAUCAGACCCGGGGAAUUCGAGCAAUUCGAAUCUACUAUCGGUUUCAAACUUGCCAAUCACAGAGCUGCUAAAAAAUUGUGGAAGGUCUGCGUGGAGCACCAUACUUUCUUCAGGCUCACAAGUCCUGAGCCUGUAAAGAAAGUGGGAUUGAUACCACACUUGGGAUCCAACUUCCGAUUUUCGGGACGAACUCACUACGAGACUAGAAAAGUUCCGAUCGACAGGCAGCCUCCGAAGUUCGAGAGAUUCUUGAGUGGUCGCAGGAUCACCUCUCGUAGCAUGGAUGCUUUAGGUGGUGCAAAGCAAUUAGAACCUUACGGUUCGGAACCUAGCAAGCGUCACACGAUGAGCUACGAGCCUGACACAAUUCCCGAUAUGGAGCACAUAGACCAACGCCCUAGUCCCAUCAAGAAGCAAAAAGAAAAGCUCACACGAAAAACAAGUGCCGGAACAACAUCAGCUAGCAGUACGAGUAGCCUGGAAGGGGAAUACGAUGCGAAUCGUGGCAACAAGAAACCGGUCGGAGGGAUUGCGGUCCUACCGCCCGGUGGUAUUUCGAAGAAGAAGAAGAAGGAUUCGAAAAAUGAAAGCGAGAAGGAAAACCAUAACGAUCUCAACAAAUCUGAUUUAAUUAAUGAGAGCUCUGUUCUCGAGAGUAUUGACGAAAAGUCACCCAGUAAAAAGGAUAAAAAGAAAGAUAAGAAAUCCCCCGAUAAACCCGAGAAGGAAAAGAAAGAAAAGAUAAAGAGUCCAGUCGGUGGCUUCCUCUUCGGUAAAAAAGAGAAGGACGAUAAGCAGAAAAAGCAGAAGAAGAACAAGGAUCUCGACGAUUCUAAAGAUAAGUCUGACGUUGAAUCGAACCUUUCAGUCCCAGAAAAAACCCCAACAACUCCAAACGAAAAGUCCGAUCCCGAGAAAUCAAUCGGUUCUGCAAACCUUCCAAAUCUACCAGCUUUCACAAAACCCUACGAGUAUGAAGAAACCGCAUCCUCUCCCACGAAAAAGGCACCCACUUCCCACGGAUUUUCCUACGAAGACAGAUCCGCGUCUCCCGGAAUUCUAAACCAACAGUCACCCACAGGUACCGGUAAAAAAGCAACCGGUCUUGCUUUUAAUUAUGCUCCGGGUGAAAGACAAAAAGUCGCAGAAUCUGCGGAGAAACGGAAGACCAAAGAUGACGGCAAAACUGUCGAGAACAAAAUUCCCGUUGAGGUGAAACCACCAGUUGGAUUGAAAACUCCAGGUCUCAACUAUGUUGAAUCCGCUGGCUUGAAAGAGCAGCUUAAGGAGAAGGAAAGACCAGCAUCUCCUUCAAGUUUAAACCUGAAGAAUGUGAACACUGAUCUCCUGGCUAGUGAACGCCAAGCUCAAAUUAAAACCGCACCUCUUGUUUCCGUUCCAGCUCCAGACGCAUCAAAAUCAGAUUUCCAUGUUUUGCCUCUACCAGACGGUUCAAAAAUAAUCGGUGGUGUGAUAUUCACAAAAGAUGGCAAGCCUCUCGAUCAAAGCAGUCUUGGUCCAGACAGUUCUAAAAUAAUAGACGGCAAGAUCUGCGGCAAAGACGGAAACCCAAUCAAGAAGGGAGACUUUGGUCCCCAUGGUCUUCACAUUGCCAACGGACUUGUCGUUGGAAAGGACAACAAGCCGUUUAAUCAACAAGUCCUCGGAACCGACAAUAAUUCGAUAAUAAAUGGACUCAUCUGCGGAGCUGAUGGUAAACCUUUAAACAAGAGAUUCCUCGGUCCGGAUCACACGCUCAUCAAGGACGGAAAGAUCGUUUCCAAGAAUGGAAAACCCUACCACCAAAGCCGCCUCGGAUCUGAUGGGACUUUCAUAAAAGAAGGUCUCAUCUUUUCCCAGGAUGGAAGGCCCUUGACUCAAGGAUCCUACGGAACUGACGGAAACUACAUCGUCGGUGGCGUUGUUUGCAACACUGUUGGAAAACCCUCGACCCAGAAUGCCGUCUUACCAGACGCCACUUACAUCAACGAUGGGUUGAUUUACGGAAGAGAUGGAAGACCUCUUGCUAGCGGAGAUCUUGGACACGAAGGUUUUUAUGUAACGGAGGGAAAGGUUUAUUCUAAGGAGGGAAAACCAGUCAAGCACGUGACCUUUGCCUCUGAUGGAUCGUCUAUUAAAGACGGAGUUGUCUACGGCAAAGACGGCAAGUUCCUAAAUCAAGGAUCUCUUCUGCCACAUGGAGCACAUCUCAAAGAAGGUAAGCUUGUUGGCAAGGACGGGAAGUCAAUAAAGCACGCGUAUUACAAACCUGACGGUAGUUUCAUUAAGGAUGGCGUUCUUUACGGAAAAGACGGCAGACCCUUGAACCAAAUUCCCCUGAUUGUCGAUGGAUCCUUUGUGAAGGAAGGUUUGACUUAUGAUAAGAACGGAAGAUUGUUGAACCAGAGUCUUUUCAAACCAGACAAUAUCGCGAUUAAGGAUGGAGUUAUCUGUGAUGCGGAUGGAUUACCUUUGACGACUGGAGUUCUGGGUAAUGAUGGACUCACAAUCAAGGAUGGAGUCGUGAUUGGGAAGGAUGGAAAGCCAGCAAAGCAGGAAUCCUUUGGAUCUAAUGGGAAUUAUGUGAAGAAGGGAGUAGUCUACGCGAAGAAUGGAAAGCCUUUGAAUCAGGAUUCCUUGAUUCCCGAAGGAUCUUCGAUCAAAGAGGGCAAGAUCUACUCAAAGGAUGGAAAGCCUCUGAAGUUUGCUUUCUUCAAACCAGAUGGUAGUUACAUUAAGGACUGUUUUAUCCAUGGAGUAGACGGAAAACUCUUGAACCUUAGCUCGGCUCUUCCCGAGGACAGUUUCAUCGCGAAUGGAGUGAUAUUCGAUCACCUGGGCAAGCCUUUGGAUAAAGACACUUUCGGAUCUGACGGUUCCUAUGUAGUAGGUGGUUUGAUCUGCAACAAAGAUGGCAAAGUUGUUUCCGAAGGAGCCUUUGGGCCCGAUGGAAACAAGAUAAAGGACGGAUUAAUCCUCGGAAGGGAUGGAAAGCCUUUGACCCAAGACGACAAAGGUCCUGACAAUCUUGCUAUCAAGGAAGGUAAAAUCGUCGACGCUCAAGGGAAGCCUAGAAAUCAAGGAUCGCUUCUUCCCGAUGGUUGCUACAUUCAAGAUGGAGUCGUUUACGAUAGGAACGAACAGCCACUGAAGCAGGGAGCUUUCAGACCCGACGGAACUUACAUCAAGGAUGGACUGAUCUACGGAUGGGGCGGAUCUUUGCUGAAUGCAGGAUCUGAACUUCCGAAUGGAUUUUACGUGGAGGAAGGACGUCUCCAUGGAAAGGAUGGCCAGCCUUUGAAUCACAGUUCUUUUGGCACGGACGGAGGAUACAUUCAGAAUGGUUUCAUUUACGGAAAGGAUAUGAAUCCGUUGAGUAGAGGAACCUUCGGCAAUGAUGGAAGUUACAUUCAGAAUGGCUCACUCUGCGGAGCUGAUGGAAAGCCACUGAACAAGAAGAUCUCUACAAUCACGAUCAGUUUUGUGAGGUAUGGUUUAGUUUGUGGAAAGGAUGGGAAGCCUCUCCAAAGUGGAAGCUUCGACAGCGAGGGUAGUGUGAUCAAGAAUGGAAAGAUCUACGAUAGCAGGGGACAUCCACUGAAUCAGAACUCUUACGGCACUGAUGGAUCUUUUAUUAAAGAGGGACUUAUCUACGGAGCGAAUGCAAAGCCCUUGACGAAAGGAAGUCUCACUCCAGAGACGAGUUUCAUCAAGAAUGGAAAGAUCUACGAUGCUAGUGGGCAGCCUUUGAAUCAGGAAUCGUUUGGUCCAGAAGGUUUGAGAGUUCUUCAAGGUGUUGUGGUUGAUAAAGCCGGGAAACCUUUGAAGCAGGGAGUCUUUGAUUCGGAAGGAAAUGUGGUUAAGGAUGGUAUCAUUCAGGCAGCAACUGGAAAACCUUUAGACAAACAUUAUUCUGUCAUCACAAUCACUUUGGUGAAGAAGGGACUCGUUUGUAGUAAGGAUGGCAAGCCUGUGGCUAAUGCUCCAUUUGGAAAUGAUGGAAGUUUUGUGAAGGAUGGAAAGGUUUAUGAUAAGGCGGGCAAACCAUUGAAUCAGGAGAUCUUUGGAGAGGAGGGUGGAUUUAUCAAGAAUGGUGUUAUCUUUGCGGAAAGUGGAAAACCGAUGGAUAAAGAGAUUCCGGAAGUUGUGGCUAAAGAGAUUACGGAAGUUGUGGCUAAAGAGAUUACGGAAGUUGUGGCUAAAGAGGAAAAGAGUUGGGGUAAAGUUGGACCUACGAAACCCAAGAAGGUGGCGAUUCCGGUUACGACGCCGACGAUAGUCAAGUCGACGACGAAGCAGUCAGUGGUUAAGGAUCUGGCUGGAGUGACGCAAAAUAUCGAGGAGAAGGUUGAGGAUCUCACACCUGGGGGAAGUGGACAAAUCGUGGUGAACACGCACGUUAAUAAGGCAGAGGCAACGGUAGAUGAUGGUAAACCACCUUACAUGACGGCUACAGCCGUUACAACUCGCACUGCAACCAUGCACGAAGACCUGGAAAAAAACCAGAAAACGAGUCAGGUUGAAGAAAAGACAGUAGCCCACACAACAGCCACAAGUGCAACCCGACAAGAGCAGCGGACUGUAACCCAGGAAGUCAAAACGACGAGUCACAUUCUUGCCGGAGAUCAGCUGUUCUCACGACGACACAGUACGUCCAGUUCAAGCAGUGGUGAUUCGGGUACGCCAAUUGAUAUUGACGAAGAUCAACAGGCGUUCUACAAUAAGUACUACCAGGGUGAACCGGCUGGUAUAGUCGCAACAGAAUCUCAUGUUUUUACUGGUGAACCGGACAACAAUGUCACCACCACGACUACAGUUCCUAUUGUAGCAACGGAGACGCGGAAGGUUGCUCUGGAAAGCGACGAUGGAAAUUACAGCGCAUCGGGAGAAAUUGUCAGUUCACAAACCAUCUCCAGUAAAACUCGUACCGUUGAAACGAUAACGUAUAAAACGGAACGAGACGGUGUCGUGGAGACGAGAGUGGAGCAGAAAAUAACGAUACAAUCAGACGGCGAUCCGAUCGAUCAUGACAAGGCCCUGGCCGAGGCAAUUCAACAGGCCACAGCAAUGAACCCCGACAUGACAGUAGAGAAAAUAGAAAUCCAGCAACAAACGGCUCAAUAAUAAUCAUCCCCAGCCAGUAAAAUCAAAGUCGGGCACCCUGUCUAUAAAAUCCCUGCCCGAAACAAAAAUCUAUUUAUUCCCUAAAAACCUAUAAACUUAGGUUGUAAAAAUCGUGUCAGACUGAAUAUUCACUUACUAUUGCCAAUCCGCUUUUAAAGUAAAUUAAUCUAACAGAGAAGACGAAACUGCUUUUCUACUAAAGCAAUCUCAACAAACACGUGGACCGCGUUUGUUCUCGCUUUCUUAUUUAAAAAAUAUAAUGGCAUUUCCAUGUAAUGAUAGAAAUAUAAACAUUGCAUAAUUCUCAUAGCUGUAAAAGACAGGGUGAAGGACGAAAGAAAGAAGCAAUUCAAUUGCUUCACCGAGAAAGAAAAAAUUGUGUAUAAAAUUUUGAUUCUUUUCUUUUUCGCCUGAUGCGAUCAUUCUUCGCAACAAGGUGGCUUGUUGCAAUAUUGCCUGUAUAGUACGAAUACAAAUACAGUAGAUAUUUUGUCAUUUUUAACAGAUUUAGUGACGGUAUAAAUGCUAGAGAGUCAGAGGUGUCUGGAUACAAAUAUUAAUAUAUUAUGUACUAGGGAUACGAAAACGAGCAGCGGAGAUCGAGAUUGCUUUCAGGGAUUUUAAAAAUAGAGAGAAUAAACUUUUUGAGAGCUGUGAAAGUGUUCUCGCUUUCGCUGCUCGGUGUACAACAAUAAAUAUGAUAAAUAAUGAUAAUAGAUUAAUAAAUUAUAUAAAUAUAAUAUCACAUACCAAGAGCGACGAUGCAUUGGUCAGCGUAUAUGUCUAAAUUUAGCAGUAGCGUGUGUAGCUUCUUAAGUCUACAUUUCGUACCGAGUUUUGUGACUUUUUUUCUCUUGCGUUUCACGUGAUAAGUACAGCUCUUGUAUUUAUCGCGAACAAUUGCACUUUAUUUUUCUACUUUUAUCGUUACUAAUAAGGAAUAAAUCUACUUGUAACUUUUAUACGCCUUUUCAUAAACGCGCGACUUUUUUUUUCGAAACCUGUGUCGAGUUUUUUGGGAUCGGAUGAUCCACUUCAUCAUAUUUAAAGUAUUUCUAUUCCAGGGUGGCCACUUUAACGGGAAACUAGGAAAUGAUCGGGAAUUUUGGUAUUUGAUCGGGAAUGCUUACAGUUUUUGUUAAAAAACGCUUUUAAUGGUUUGAACAGUCGAGAAGAGGGAAAAUAAAAAAUUUGUUCUUUAAAAUCUACUCCUUAAUCUGUAAAACAAAAUUAUUAAAAUGGCCACGAUUUGUUUAAAAAUAUUAAAAGUCUAUUUUUGCACACAAAAAAAAACAUUUUUUUCCUCAAUUAAAAAAAAAAAAUUUCUGGUUGUAAUUGAACAUAAGAAAUCGAAAAAUUGGCGAGGGAAACAGUCAGGGAAUUUUGAAAAUGGAGUUCCGUGGCCACUCUGGAAAAAAGACAGUAAACCUUACUAGAAUCUG
Molecule: messenger RNA, 7915 nt
Organism: Belonocnema kinseyi
Lineage: Eukaryota; Metazoa; Arthropoda; Insecta; Hymenoptera; Cynipidae
Gene: cora
Exons: 17
Coding region: 522-6473 (1983 amino acids)
Cellular component (GO): cytoskeleton; plasma membrane
Molecular function (GO): structural molecule activity; actin binding
Source: RefSeq, a predicted model, not a curated record